CUGGGCACCCUGACACAUUUCCCAGGCCAGGACCGUCCUGGGAAAACCUUUGACCAGGUGGCAACUAGUGUUACCAGCUUGGAAAUGCAAAAACAAACAAACAAACCAGCAAAACCAGAUCUGCUCCCCUCCCUAAAGCAAGCCUGCCACAGCCCCAACCACAAGGCAGCUUUGCACCCCCACCCUUCAACAGCUCCCUAUGGUGUCUGGCGCGAGAUCCCCUAGAGAUAACAUGGCAUGUCUCCGUAUGACGCAAACCCGCUUGCGCGCUGGAGGGCAGACAGGCUGCUGGAGCCCUGGGCCCACAGAAAGAUGGCGAACAUCGGUGACCUGCCCGAAGAUGUCCUGGUGGAACUCUUUUCCCUGGUCCCCGCCCGGGAGCUGAUCUGUAACUGCCAGCUGGUCUGUGUCCUCUGGCGGGAUGUGAUCAACUUAGCCACUGUGUGGAAACGCAAGUGUCAGCGGGAGGGCUUUAAUCAUGAGAAGUGGGACAAGACUAUCCAGGACUGGAAGAUCUUCUAUUUCCUCUGCAGCGUGAAGAAGAACUUACUCAAAAAUCCUUGUGCUGAAGAGAGCUUUCAGUUCUGGACUCUGAAAUCGAACGAGGGAAAUGAAUGGAAAGUCGAGGAUCUGCCUGGGGAACACGGGAGAGACUUUCCCAGCCCACACGUGCGCAAAUACUUUGUCACCUCUUACGGGCAGUGUCUAAAGGUUCAGCUCAUUGACCUAAAGAAAGAGGGUUACUGGGACCAGCUGAUGGAUGAAAUACGGCCUGAUAUUGUAGUCAAGGACUGGUAUGCUGCCAGGUUUGACUGUGGGUGCCGUUAUGAACUCCGUGUGCAGCUGCUCUCUGCAGACUACAUCGUCCUUCACGAGUUCUGUCCCGAACCAGUGAUCAUAGAGCAGUGGAGUGAUGCAGAGUGGAGAGAGAUCUCUUACACCUUCCACAACUACCAAGCUGGAGUUCGUCACAUCUUGUUCGAACACGGAGGACAGGACACCCAGUACUGGGCAGGAUGGUACGGGUGCAGAGUGACGAACAGCAGCAUCACCAUUGAGCCGGGAGGUCACCGUAGAGAGGCCACGAGCCAGACUCCAGCUCUUAGCACUUGAGGUAAUCUGCGUGAGCUCUCCCAGUUCAGACUUGGGGUGGUGUCAGACAUUUUUUUUUUCGCUCUGUCCCCAGCCUCUCCAUGACUGUAUUUUCAUACCCUGGCUGGAAUCUGCAGAACAAGUGCUCCUGGUUGACACCAAGCCUCCUACAACCUCUGCCCUCUGAAAUGACUUGUCUUCUCUGGGACUCCAUUUUAACCUCCUGCAUCUCGCACCAGGGACAUCAGCCAGGCCAAGCAGCCGAGUGUCUUUCCCACAGGAGGGAGUAUGCUCCGGGGCUACGGUCUGCUAAGAAAUCAGCCUCUUCUAAAAGGCCUGGCCUUGGCUGCGGCACAGGCACCAGAGUCCCCAGCAGCACCUCUUUAAAGGAGACCUUCAUAGGGGGCAGGGACUGAGGGUUGUGCCUGUG
Molecule: messenger RNA, 1522 nt
Organism: Mauremys reevesii (Reeves's turtle)
Lineage: Eukaryota; Metazoa; Chordata; Testudines; Geoemydidae
Product: F-box only protein 6-like
Exons: 6
Coding region: 238-1113 (291 amino acids)
Biological process (GO): glycoprotein catabolic process; SCF-dependent proteasomal ubiquitin-dependent protein catabolic process
Cellular component (GO): SCF ubiquitin ligase complex; cytoplasm
Molecular function (GO): protein binding; ubiquitin protein ligase activity
Source: RefSeq, a predicted model, not a curated record